AUGACGCAGGUCAUUUGCCAUGAUCUGAAUGAGGUCUGGGAUGACAUCAGCGAAUUCCUGGACCAGGAGAAUUUCCGCAUUGGUGAGGUCAGCCGAUUGGCAUUCUCGCCACUUGAAACGCCAACAGUCGGUAUGCUCACCCGAGCGCCGCGAGUUCACGACCAACUCAUCCGUGAGCCGCCGAUCACGUUGGCUAUGCCGCCACCGGCGCUACCUGGCGCCACGUUCGCCCCAGCCGUAACGCCAAACCGCCUUCCAGCCUUUGCCUCUACAUGUGCCUUAGCCGCUGCCGCCAUUGCCACCAGUGCAGGAGGUGCUUGUUCGGCACAACCGACUACUUCGACUGUUAUUCCUAGUUACUAUCCUCCUCCACCACAACCAUCAGUGGCUCCGCCACAGCCGCAGCAGCCACCGCCACUUCCUAUUAAGGAAGAAUCACCGCCGUCUAGUCCCGAGAUACCGUAUCCAUACAUUGACGCCACUUAUUCGCGAAGUCCCCUCGCCAACAGUUUGCCCGAUUUGAACUUACCGAAUCCAACGAAAUCGCAAGACAAGCAGGUCAGUGAAUUUUCAAAGAAUUUUGCUUUUUUGCUUUAG
This is a messenger RNA of Ostertagia ostertagi, 597 nucleotides long. The record is from the annotation of a GenBank genome assembly. Lineage: Eukaryota; Metazoa; Nematoda; Chromadorea; Rhabditida; Trichostrongylidae.